Messenger RNA from Salvia miltiorrhiza (redroot sage), 1341 nucleotides. RefSeq names its product cytochrome b5 domain-containing protein RLF-like. The record is from RefSeq and is a predicted model, not a curated record. Bases 223 to 903 code for a protein of 226 amino acids. NCBI's taxonomy places the organism in Eukaryota, Viridiplantae, Streptophyta, Magnoliopsida, Lamiales, Lamiaceae. Gene Ontology annotation, molecular function: heme binding. The transcript has 6 exons.
UAUUAUAACUGGAGCAACAAAAUCUCAAUAAAUAAAUCAUCGAAUGACGACCAACAAAAGAGAAUUUUCCCCAUCGAAGACCGGAAAUUCCACCUACUGCAAGAUCGUCUCCAAUAAGACUACGCUCUCUCUCUCUGCGCCUACACACCCUCUAAUUCUCUGUGAUUUUCUGAAUAGGCAAAUAUUAACAUUUUCGUCCGCUUAAGAUCAUAUUUUGGGAGAAUGGCUGAUGACGAUGAUUUCACCUUUUGUCCUGCUGGACCACCUCUGGAUGGUGCUGCAACUGACAAAGCUAUUGAUGCUGUUAGUCAGAUUCAUAUAGAUGAUAGCAAUGGGAAUACAGCUGAUAGGAGUAGUAAGCAGAAUAGUGGUGGUACCAUAUGGAAAGUGAAUGCUUCCUCGCAGAAGCAGGAAACUGUUGGCUCUCUCUCUUUUAAUGUGAUUGAUGCUUCAACUCGUGGAGCAGUAGACCAACGGCCCAAACAACCAAUACAAGAGGAUUCUGGAAGUUCAGCUAAGGCUUCAGUGGCACUGAAGGCUCCUCCAAAGAAGCCUGCAACCCGUACUAAGGUUCCUUUUGAGAAGGGAUAUAGUCAGAUGGACUGGCUUAAGCUUACCAGAACACACCCCGACUUGGCAGGAUUGAAGGGACAGUCAAAUAAGAGACUCAUAUCACUAAAUGAAGUUAAACAACAUCAGUCCGAAGGCUCCAUGUGGACUGUUCUAAAAGGUCGUGUCUACAAUAUUGCUCCGUAUUUGAAGUUCCAUCCUGGAGGUUUGGAUAUCCUGAUGAAGGCUGUUGGAAAAGAUUGCACAUCUUUAUUCAAUAAAUAUCAUGCUUGGGUUAAUGCUGAGUUUUUAUUGGAGAAAUGCCUAGUUGGUAUUUUGGACGAAGGCAAAUGAAGAUGCUCAGAUUUUCACAAAUAAAAGUUUCAAUUUUCUGUACACAUUCCGAUCGCACCAUCUCUUAUUUUCCCCCUGGAAGUUUUGGAAGAAAGAUACAGGACAUCGGAUUUGGUAUCAUAUGUUUUUCAGACUUAAAGGCGGAGUAUUUAUUUGAAGACCUAAGUUUCAAGAACUGACAAGUGAUGUAUUUUGCUAAGUUCCAAUGGAGCAAUAGAUAAUGUAUAAACAGAAAGAAAAAAUGAAAUAAAGGAGGAACAUAUAUCAGUCUCUGCAAGCUUUGGCCAAGAUGUAGAAUAGAAUCUUAAUGGUGACUGAAUUCAACUUCUAUGUUCUAUUUUGUUUCUAACAUAUGACAAUCAGCCAGGUUGAUUUGUAUUUAUAUUCUUUUCCCAUGUGGUUCUUCACCUAUGAUUGUGUAGAUGGUUUUUAAAUUCA